Molecule: messenger RNA, 794 nt
Organism: Solanum dulcamara
Lineage: Eukaryota; Viridiplantae; Streptophyta; Magnoliopsida; Solanales; Solanaceae
Product: dormancy-associated protein 1-like
Exons: 3
Coding region: 47-427 (126 amino acids)
Source: RefSeq, a predicted model, not a curated record
AACCAUUCUUACAUUACACAUUGAAGAAAAAUAGUAGUGAAGAAAGAUGGUGUUAAUUGAAAAGCUUUGGGAUGAUGUUAUGGCUGGACCUCAACCUGAUAAAGGCCUUGGCAAACUUCGAAAGUCCAUUACUCUAAUCCAAACUCAUGGUGGGGAAGGAGGAGAAGGAUCAAACAAGAGCUACCAAAGGUCUUUGUCUAUGUCGGGCUUGGGGAGCCCAGGGACACCAGGAACUCCGGUGACUCCAAACACUCACUCCCCAUCUGCUGCGCGUAAAGACAAUGUGUGGAGGAGCGUGUUCAAUCCAGGUAGGAACAUUGCCACCAAGAGAAUUGGUGCUGAAGUCUUUGACAAACCUUCUCACCCCAAUGCGCCCACUGUUUAUGACUGGCUCUACAGUGGGGAUACCCGAUCCAAGCAUCAGUGAGAAAAGAAAAAAUAAAAGAUUUUGGAUCGUGACGAAGCGGUACUUGAAUAAUGUUGCAUGUAAAUAACAUAUUUUCCUUUUAAUGUACGAGUUGCUGUGCUACAGAAACAUGGAGAUUAAUAAGUGGAUGUUAAUCCUAUGUUUUCUGUUAAUGCAUUGUUAUAAGUAUUAAUUAACUAUUACUUAUUAAUAUAUAUGUAAUUAGGUUAUGAAAGCUAACUUGAGCAUAUUCAGUGGCUUUCUAGCUACUGCUACUACUAUUAUAUCCAUUAGUAGUAGACUAGUAGUACUAUAUCAUAAUUAAAAAAACUAUGAUGUUUUGUUAUGUAUUUUGGAAUAAUAAUAAGUUUGAUGUGUUUAUUGUUAA